GUAUGGGCGGGGCGGCGUAAACGUGGUUGUGGCGCUGCGGCGGGAAUUUUCAAACGCUCAACCAAGACCAGAGGAUUCUACCGUUCGGCGUCCGGUUUUUACAUUAGAACGUUCCCGUAGAAACAUUGACUGAACGCUUACCAGUUCAAUGUGUCGCCUCGUCGACAGAAAGUGGGGUAGAUAGACGGUAGCGCACUAUGGGCGUUCACUAGCGCGUAAUGUUGUUUCAGACUUCCUGUUGUUACAGUUUAGCGACCUCCACUCACAUUAUACAUAUUCAACAUCGUUUAAAAGAGAAUAUUGACGGAUUUUGAGACUUAGCGAUAAAAAAAACACACAUGGAUCACUGCAGUGGGAGGCAAGAGGAGAGGAAACCUCAUACAACCAGCACAUGUUUUGGUCAGUAUGCAUACACUGCAGAGGAGUACCAGGCAGUCCAGAAUGCUCUGCGGCAGAAACUCGGACCUGAAUAUAUCAGCUCCAGACAGGCUGGAGGAGGACAAAAGGUGUGCUAUAUCGAAGGUCACAAAGUUAUAAGCCUUGCCAAUGAAAUGUUUGGAUAUAAUGGAUGGUCACACUCAAUAUCUCAGCAGAAUGUCGAUUUUGUAGACCUUAUCAAUGGGAAAUUUUAUGUUGGAGUCAGUGCCUUUGUGAAGGUCCAAUUGAAGGAUGGCUCGUUCCAUGAGGAUGUAGGUUAUGGGGUGAGCGAAGGCCUCAAAUCCAAAGCUCUGUCACUGGAAAAAGCGAGAAAAGAAGCCGUCACAGAUGGAUUGAAACGAGCACUCAAGUGUUUUGGAAACGCGCUUGGAAACUGUAUUCUGAAUAAGGAGUAUCUCAUAGCCAUCAAUAAAAUACCAAAGCAGCCACCUCCUCCUUUAGACCCGGACAAAACCAAACGCUGUGAUGGCGAGCCGUCCGUAGAGAAGGCCAGGUUCGACAGCCUGGCCCGAGCCAACAGCAGGGAAUUUAUCAAACCGGCGGAACCAGCCAACAUCCCUUUUGAGCGAAUGGGAAGUCGCCCUGUACGAGGAGGGCAUGAGAGCGGCACCGGAUCCAGGACUUCAUUGACAAACACGACAGCACAUUCUGGCAACACAUCAGCUCACCAGGACUCUGAAAACAGGCCCAGCAAUAUCUCAAGGUCAGCAGCUGACAUGGCUGACCUGUCCUCGUCUGAUCCUCCACUGGACUCCAAGCAGCAGAGGAAGCUGAGACAGCAGCAGCUGCAGCUAAAGUUCAGACAGGAAAUGGAGGCGAAGAAGUUGCUACAGGAACCGAAAACCGAGCCAUCAAACGCUUGCACGGAAACGCUGCAGUCUGAGCAAGGACAGGCUGUAGGUCCUGUUAACCACAGUACACCAAACGGACACCUGGUGACCACUAAACAGGAGGAGCAUCUGGCUGAUGACCCAGAAUUAUGGAACUUCACUCUGGAUGGCAUUGAUAUUCUCGAAGAUCCUGCAGCAGGAUCCACAGAACCUCCUCGUCCCACCACGCCGAGCCAGCACAAGAUGAUGACACGCAGCAGGACCCCGCAGAGAGCCCAGUACUUGAGACCACCAGCUCGACCUCAGGGGCAUGUCGUUCCUCAAGGCCAGGGAGGAUGUGGCCAAUUCAGAUCCUCUGAGAUGAGAACUACAGCAGGAGCAGGUGGACAACAGAGCCCAUACAGACACGGCCAGAUGAUGAAGAAACGAAAACUGGAGACGCAAUGUAUUUAACUAUUUAUUUUCUUUUAGAAAAUCUUGUUUUUAUCUAGAUUAGUUUUUUUUUUUUUUUACUAAUUUGUGAAUAUGAAAAGCUAAUAAAUGUUUGUUACGUGGUC
Rhinichthys klamathensis goyatoka is the source of this 1825-nucleotide messenger RNA. It is a transcript of the gene rad52, whose product is annotated as RAD52 homolog, DNA repair protein. The transcript has 11 exons. The record is from RefSeq and is a predicted model, not a curated record. The coding region runs from base 339 to 1721 and encodes 460 amino acids. NCBI's taxonomy places the organism in Eukaryota, Metazoa, Chordata, Actinopteri, Cypriniformes, Leuciscidae. Gene Ontology annotation, biological process: mitotic recombination; DNA recombinase assembly; double-strand break repair via single-strand annealing. Gene Ontology annotation, cellular component: nucleus.